Messenger RNA from Pomacea canaliculata, 1250 nucleotides. Its product is annotated as myosin essential light chain, striated adductor muscle-like. Gene Ontology annotation, molecular function: calcium ion binding. The record is from RefSeq and is a predicted model, not a curated record. NCBI's taxonomy places the organism in Eukaryota, Metazoa, Mollusca, Gastropoda, Architaenioglossa, Ampullariidae. Bases 129 to 593 code for a protein of 154 amino acids. The transcript has 6 exons. Gene Ontology annotation, cellular component: muscle myosin complex.
GAGAAUAUGGUGCAGGUGCAUAGGCCAGGUAGCGGGUAUUUUUAUCAUUCCCUGCCUGGCAACCACACUUUCUCUUCCUCCUUUCUUACAGGCAGUGCCGACACCGACGGUCUCACACAUCCAGCAAAAUGUCUUCCUUAUCCAAGAGCGAUAUCGAGGAAAUCACAGAGGUCUUCGAACUGUUUGACUUCUGGGACGGCCGGGACGGUGAGGUGGAUGCCUUCAAAGUGGGUCACAUGUGCUUUUGCCUCGGUCUCAACCCCACACAGGAGAUGAUCUCCAAGAACGGCGGCACGAAAAAACUGGGAGAGAAGGCCUACAAACUAGAGGAGUUCCUGCCCAUCUACGAGAGCAUUGCCAGGGAGAAGGACACUGGUACCUUCGCUGACUUCAAGGAGGCCUUCAAGACUUUCGACCGCGAGGGACAAGGCUUCAUCUCUUCUGCCGAGUUGAGGCAUGUGCUGACCUGUUUGGGUGAGAAGCUGACAGACGAACAGGUAACGGAGGUCAUCAAGGCCACCGACACACGGGAGGACUUGGAGGGCAAUGUUAAAUACGAAGAUUUCAUUGCGAAAAAUCAUGAAGGGUCCUGAACAGUAAAUCAUCUUAUAACAUCCUACAACCACAUGAACUGAACAUCAUACUGAUACCUGUACAACCCAUGUGACAAAAAGACACGCAGACGUCGAUGACACGAAUGUGCGAUGUGUGUCACUCUCCCUCCGUCCUUCACCUUCCGCUGCUAGGUCAAGGUCACUCGCUGGUCACGAUCGACCCGCGGAAGGUGGCUCCAUGGGUUGUGAGAGCAAUGUGCCUACAGCAUCGUGUCGUCUGACUGGAAGACUGAGUUGGCAUCGAUCAGAAAAAAAUCCCACUGAAAAUAUUGUAUUCUGGCACUGUCAUUCUCAUUUUAAAGAAACAAAUCAUUUUUUUUAAAGGGUUGCUGCUUGAUAAAAAUCUCCUGUAGAUCUUCAACAGAUCUGUUUGAAUUAACCGUUAUUUCAGACUACCAUUUUUACCCCACGCAGGUAUGCAAUGCCCCAAGAUCAUAAGCUUAUCGUGUGACUGGCCUUGACAAAACGUAAUUAUUUAAGAGAUUAAAAAUAAAGGUGGAUGGUUGGAGAUGAGGAAAGUUGCUGCAUACCGCCAUUUUGUCUCGUUUCUGCUCACUGUCGUAUAAUUGCCUUCUGCAACCUCCGCUGCUGUGAAUAGAAUGUGAUCAACCCGAAUAAACAUUUCAUCCCAACGGU